Messenger RNA from Candoia aspera, 785 nucleotides. RefSeq names its product coiled-coil-helix-coiled-coil-helix domain containing 10 (gene CHCHD10). The record is from RefSeq and is a predicted model, not a curated record. Gene Ontology annotation, cellular component: nucleus; mitochondrion. The coding region runs from base 116 to 562 and encodes 148 amino acids. NCBI's taxonomy places the organism in Eukaryota, Metazoa, Chordata, Lepidosauria, Squamata, Candoiidae. Gene Ontology annotation, biological process: mitochondrion organization. The transcript is spliced from 4 exons.
UGGCCACGUGGGGGUGGGGUUCUAGAACGCGGCUGCGUCACAGCGAGGCUCAAGGAGAUUCCGGGCGUCUCUCUCGCCGAGCGGAGCCGGUGCAACCGCAGCGUCCGAGGCCGCGAUGCCCAGAGGCGGCCGGAGCGUGGGGUCCCGCCCGACGGCGGCCAGCAGUCCAGCAGCUUCUCAGGCUCACCCCCCUGCUCCCCCUCCUCCUUCUGCUGUGGCCAUGCCAGCCCAGCCUCAGCAGCCUGGCUUGAUGGCCCAGAUGGCUACCACUGCAGCGGGGGUGGCCGUUGGCUCCGCCGUGGGCCAUGUAGUUGGCAGUGCCCUCACGGGGGCCUUCAGCGGCGACAGCAGCUCCUCCGAGCCAGCGAAGGCGGCCAGCAGCCCUGCCCAGGAUUCCAGGCAGGUGCCCACCCAUCAGCCGUCCCAGUAUGGACCUUGCCUCUAUGAGAUGAGGCAGUUCCUGGAGUGUGCUAGUAACCAGAGUGACUUGACCUUGUGUGAGGGCUUUAAUGAAGCCCUGAAGCAGUGCAAACAGGCCAACAGUGUGACUUCCCUCUUGUGAAGAAAUGAGAAAGGUCAAUACUGAGCCAUGAAGGUAAUGGAGAACCUGGAUGUUGAACUUAAGAAGAAUCCUGACUGGCACAAGAGAAAGGCUGAGAAUCUGACCAGCUCAAUCAGUUUUUCUCAGCUGUAGAUUUAUAAUAAGGAGAGGUUUUAAAUGCAAGGAUAAAUGGAUUUUUGUACAGAGGAAAGUCAAAUAAAAGCAGGUGGUUUAUUUAAAACUA